AUGCCCGUGAUUAGCAUAGUUUUGAUACCCAUGGUGCCUAUAAUUAUGGUGCCCCUAACCAUGGUUUCCGUUUUUGCUCUUUGUGCCACAUUGGUAGUAGUUCGCGCUUAUAGUCAUGGAGGAUCAGCUGUGAGCUACUCAACAGUGUCUCACGACUCACCAGUUGGAUAUCAUAAUUACGGAAACCACGGUCAUGGGCACCACAAAUAUAGGCAUCAUGAGUACCAAAACUAUGCUGCUUAUGGACAUGGAUAUGGAUAUGGCGCCCAAAGUUACUCAAAUCUAGUAAACCACAACAACCACUACGCUCAUGAAUACACUGGCCAUGGCCUUAACCACGCCAGCCAUGCAUUAAUUUACACAGGACAUGGCUUGAACUAUGAUCACCACAACUCUUACGCACGAAACGAUUAUCAUCAUACUCAUCCUCAAUACUCAUUCCAAUAUGGUGUCAACGAUCACUACACCGAAGAUGUCAAAUCACAACAUGAAGUCCGUGAUGGUGACGUAGUAAAAGGUCAAUACUCAUUGGUUGAACCUGAUGGUUCCGUACGCACCGUUAAAUAUGCAGCCAACGACAGAGAUGGUUUCAAUGCACUUGUUUCUAAAACUGGACCUACUGUACAUUCCCUCGGACAUCACGGACAUCAUUGGUGA
Messenger RNA from Ctenocephalides felis (cat flea), 657 nucleotides. Its product is annotated as histidine-rich glycoprotein-like. Lineage: Eukaryota; Metazoa; Arthropoda; Insecta; Siphonaptera; Pulicidae. The transcript has 4 exons. The coding region runs from base 1 to 657 and encodes 218 amino acids. The record is from RefSeq and is a predicted model, not a curated record. Gene Ontology annotation, cellular component: extracellular matrix.